Didymosphaeria variabile is the source of this 192-nucleotide messenger RNA. RefSeq lists its product as uncharacterized. The record is from RefSeq and is a predicted model, not a curated record. The transcript has 2 exons. NCBI's taxonomy places the organism in Eukaryota, Fungi, Ascomycota, Dothideomycetes, Pleosporales, Didymosphaeriaceae. The coding region runs from base 1 to 192 and encodes 63 amino acids.
AUGUCGGAACCCUGGAACUACACCUAUAUUUCGCCUCUAGAAGGCUAUCAAGGCCUCGAGCCGCUGCCAAAUGAGAGAGCAGAAGAUGGUAAAUCCUUCAUCAACCCGCCUGCGGAGAAGAAAAGCGAAGCCUACACCAAGUUCACGUCACCCAUCAUGAACAGCAUACGCGGGGGCUUCGAGUAUGUUUAG